Yamadazyma jaroonii is the source of this 1047-nucleotide messenger RNA. The record is from the annotation of a GenBank genome assembly. Lineage: Eukaryota; Fungi; Ascomycota; Pichiomycetes; Serinales; Debaryomycetaceae.
AUGGCACCUAAGAAGCAACAACCUUCUGAUAAGAACAAAGCCAAAGCUAGAGCUCAAAAGGUCGAUGACAAAACCUUCGGUUUAAAAAACAAGAACAAAUCCAAAAAAGUUCAACAACAAAUUGCUCAAAUCAAAACCAAUGCUGAUGGAGGUUUAGCUAAGAAGAAAGAAGCUGAAGCUAAAAGAAAAGCUGAAGAAAAGAAAGCCGCUGAACAAGCUAAGAAAGAAGCUGCUGCAUUAUUCGGUAUUCUGCAACAAAAAGUUCCUUUCGGUGUUGAUCCUAAAUCAGUAUUAUGUGAAUUUUUCAGAAAAGGUGUUUGUACUAAAGGUAAUAAGUGUAAAUUCUCUCAUGAUAUCAAUGUAGGAAGAAAAGAUGCUAAGAAAGAUUUAUAUACUGAUGCUAGAGCUGAGAAGGAAGCUGAUACCAUGGAUCAAUGGGAUGAAGAAAAAUUAAGAAGUGUUAUUAUGUCUAAACAUGGUAAUCCUAAAACUACCACUGAUAUUGUUUGUAAAUAUUUCAUUGAAGCGGUUGAAAAUGGAAAAUAUGGUUGGUUUUGGGUUUGUCCUAAUGGAGGUAAUGAAUGUAAAUAUAGACAUUCUUUACCACCAGGAUUCGUAUUAAAAACUAAAGAACAAAAGAGAUUAGAAAGAUUAGCCGAAGAAAGUGCACCAAAGAUUACUUUAGAAGAUUUUAUUGAAUUAGAAAGAGGUAAAUUAGAUAAAUCAAAAUUCACACCAAUAACAAUUGAAAGUUUCAAUAUAUGGAAAACUAAAAAAGCUCAAAAGAAAGAAGAAAAGGAAAAAGCUGAAAAGAAAAAGAAAACUGGUAGAGAAAUUGUUAUGGAAUUAUUAUCUGAUAAAUUCUAUACUGAAGAAGAAAAUAAAGAUGAAUGGGAUUUAUCAGAAUUCAAGAAAGAUUUACCUGAUAUUGAUGAUGGUAAUAUUAAAGAUUAUGGUGAUGGGAAUGUAAGAUUUGAUUUACAACCUGAUUCAGAUGAUACUGUAGUGGACAAUCAACAACAAACAAAAGAACAAGUUUCAGCUUAA